UGUGCACGCGCGCGCUGCAGUUGGACAUUAUUAUUUGGGAAAGUUAAAGAACAGAGCGCGAGACCGGGGGAGAAAUGAGAACCACGUCCGCGUGCAGAUGGUGCAUGUUAUGGAGUUUAGUGCUGAGCACUGUGUGGGUGAGCGCCGGCAAAAAGACAGAAAAAAAGGAGAAGACGGUGAUUGGUCGACAGCCACGGCAGGUGGAAGCGGCGGCACUCGAAGGAGUAUGGGGCCCGUGGAGUGAGUGGACGGAGUGUUCUCAGAACUGUGAAGUGGGCCUGUCAGAGAGGCGAAGACAGUGCUUGGCACUGCCCCAAACAUGGAAUGGGCAGAUUUACGUGGCAUCAGGUGUAUCAAGCCACACCCCUUUAAUCCCUCCACAUGGCCCGUAUUACCCCUCCCCUUAUCCUGGCAACGACAGAUCGUCAUUCUAUCCACCCAAUCAGAGUCCUGCUGGAUUGCCACUUUAUCGGGACACACCUGAAGGAGCAGUGCCAGAUCAGCCCAAUCACACGCCUCCUAUCUAUCGGGCAGAUUUUGGACCGACUAAUCAGCAGCCAGUUCCCAUUUAUCGUUCACCCUUGUUCUCAUCAUCCUCGUCUUCAUCACCGAACGGGAGAGAAACCAGGCGGCCAGCCAAUCAGGGAACAGGACGAGAGGGAGCGGGUGGGACUAGGAGGUCUGUUGCAACCAACAGGGAUCCAGCUUCUGUAAGGAGAAAUAUCCGUCCUGGUCAGUUUGGAUAUGGCAGGUUGCCAUUCUCUCUUCCCCUGCACCGCCAAAACCGGCACACAAGACACACCCAUUUCCACAACACCACCAUUAGCACCACCACAGAACCUCCGGAGGUCAAGGUCCACGGUUCUGAUGCUAAAGAGAAUGUAAAAAAAGAAAUAAAAAAGAACGGGGAAAAACAAGAAGAAGCCAAAGGCACAAAACCCAAAGCCAAAGGGAGAUCCAUUACUCGUCGUGCACCUCCUUCAGACCCCGCCCAUUUCUCCACACCUCUUCACAAGCCACACCCAUUUCCAGAUUCAUCACAAUAUGGCCCGCCUUCUUAUGUUUCACCUGCCAUGGCCCCGGUGCAGCAGUACAGGUGCAGUGGGAGAGACCGAGAGCUUCGGAAGUGCACGCAGGCGUGUGCGGGUCCAUCGGUGGACCCUAGAGCUGAGCAGUGCACUGCGUUUAAUGACAAAGAGUUCAUGGGCAGAAUUUAUGACUGGGAGCCUUUUACUGAAGGUUCGUUGGAUCAGCAGUGUGAGCUUCUGUGUCGGCCGGUCGGUUAUCGUUUCUACGUUCGCCAUUCAGAGCGUGUAAAAGAUGGAACGCCAUGUACCAACAGCACUUCCAAUGACAUGUGCAUCGGGGGCCGAUGUCUGAGUGAGGGUUGUGAUGGGGUGGUGGAUUCUGGGAAGGUACGUGAUCGGUGCGGUGUGUGUGGCGGAAGUGAUGGAUCUUGCGUUCGAGUUUCCGGAAGUUUCCAGAACAGCAGCGUACCACUCGGCUACCACAAAAUCCUUGACAUCCCCACUGGAGCCACGGGCAUCAACAUCACCGAGCGCCACGCCAGUCCCAACUAUCUUGCAUUACGUAGUGGUACAGGUCAGUCCAUUGUAAAUGGACGCUGGGCGGUGGAUCCUCCAGGUGAAUAUGAAGCAGGAGGGACGAAGUUUCACUACACACGUAAUCACGGUGAAAGACUCAGCUCCCCUGGACCCACACACACCCUGCUGCAGCUCUAUAUUAUUUUCCAUAAGGAGAAUCCAGGUAUAGAUUAUGAGUACUACAUACCAGUAAAGCAGAACACUGUGAGAGAGUGGGAUGGAGGGAACGCACCCCUACGAGAAACCAGUGCUGUAGUGGUGGAAGAUUCUGCUUUUCCUCCGAUCUCCUCCCCCUCUGAGAGGUGGACACCCGAGAGACACCGUCCCCGAAAUGGCGGGCCCAAUCGCAAUGCUCGGAUCCCUCCGAGGACGGACAUACCAUUGGACAAUCAGAGUGUCUUUGUGUGGCGGCUUGGCGGAUUUACUGAGUGUACUACGUCCUGUGGUAAAGGUUCACAGCACAGAGAACUGGUGUGUGUAAACAGUUACACUAAUGAAGAAGUGAAUGAGAGGAGGUGUGACGCCGGAUCUAAGCCUGUGCCAGAAGAGGUGCCAUGCAACUCUCACCCAUGCCCACCAUACUGGGAGCCUGGGGCGUGGUCUGAGUGCAGUGUAUCAUGUGGGUGGGGUCUGCAGCACCGUCAGCUCCAGUGCAGACAGAGUUUCUCCAACCGCUCCACCCGGGUUCACCCUCAACGCUGCGCCAAUCUCCCCCAACCUAAUACCACCCAACCGUGCCACACCCACACCUGCUCCCACUGGCAGGUCUCCUCUAACUGGAGCACUUGUUCUGUAGACUGCGGUAUAGGAAAAAGAAUACGUAACGUACGCUGCAUCAGUGACCAUGGUAAUGUGGUGAAUGAUGGGGAGUGCAACCCCAGGCUUCGCCCACAAGGAAGUGAAGACUGUCACAUGGGGCCCUGCGUCUCUAACUGGUACUUCUCUGACUGGAUAAACACUUGUUCCUCCUCGUGUGGUCCGGGGGUACAGAAGCGGGAGGUGGUGUGUGUAUCGAGUGGUGUUGAUGGUGAAUGUGUGAAGGAGAAACCGGCGGAGAUGAAGGCGUGUAACGCAGGGCCGUGUACACCAGACACACUCUGGUUCACUGGACCCUGGGGACAGUGCAAUUCUCAUUGUGGAAACGGAAUCCAGCGCAGGGAUGUGAUCUGUGUACAGAAAAAGGGGAGUGAUUUUAGCAUGAUGCCGACCAGCGAGUGCUCGCACCUGGAAAAACCUUCCCUCAUCCAAACAUGUCAGCAGGAAGAAUGUAAACCCCAGUGGUACAGCACCGAGUGGAGCGCGUGUUCCAGGUCGUGUGGUGAGGGGGUACAAACGAGGGAUGUUCGCUGUCUCACACCUGAUAGAGAGCCGAGCUUUGCUUGUGACCCCACUCAAAGACCGGCACUUAAGCAAACCUGUAACCCCGCCCCCUGCAAUCCCAAUGCAGUGGAUGAAAGCUGUAAGGACCGUCGAUCUAACUGUAUGAUGGUGGUGCAGGCUCGCCUCUGUGUUUAUUCCUACUACAAAUCAGCCUGCUGUGCCUCCUGCACUCAGAGCGCCCAGAGAGCCAAGCGACACUGACCAUGCCCGUGCCACACUGAUGGCCGGGCUUCUCUAAUAUCCAGUCACAUCAAAGGAGGUGAUGGAUUGAUAAAGGAUUGCCACUGGUCUAACAGAAGAAAGUGAUUGUAAGAGCUGAACUGAGAUCAGAACCUUUAACCUUUUACAUUUAUGGUGCUCUGAUCCCACACUGGUCCUGGACUUGUCAGUCACAAUUAGUCUCGCUCACCUACAGCACACUAAGGAUUCUUUCUCAACGUGAGAACUUUAGUCUCUUCUACUAAAUAUCUAUCAGUUUUUGCUUUAGCAUGAAUACUUUGCUGCUUGGUUUUUAUGCAGUCAGAGCAUGGUCUUUAAUGGUGCCAAAAAUAAAUAUCACCAAAGAUCAUGAAGCCUCGAACACACCAGAUUGUUUAUAGACCACAUGGAAAAUUACAUUUAUUUAAUAAAAUUUUUAAUUACAAACAUCCAGUGCAAAUAAAAUUUGUGCAAACAGCACACCUGCAACAAGCAAUGAGGGCUUAGCAGUGAAGGUACUACUAAUCAGAAGGUUGCUGGUGCAAACCCCACUACUGCCAGGCUGCCACUGUGGCAGUGCCUUGACUGAGUAAGUCCCUUAACUCUCAAUUGCUUGAAUUGUAAAUUGCCAAACUGUGAGUCAAUUUGAACAAAAGUAUCUGCUAAAUGCCAUAAAUAAAAAUGCUCUGCUAUGUUGGCUCCUAAACUGCAGAUCUUUAUGUUGAUAUACAAUUGAUCCAAAAUGGACCGAGCACUAACUUUUUAAUACAAUAUAAUCCUCAGACUGUAAAUGAUUUGAUAAAAGUGUAGCAACAUUUCAUAUUCAAGAGGCUGAGUUAUGUUAUUAGAAGCUGUUAAUGGCUUUUAUGGUUGUGCCUUUUAUUAUUUACAUAGGCCCAGGACUGGUGAGGCUGAACGCCAGCAAACACCCAAUGUCUAAAACUGUGUGUACAUGUAGCACCUGAUUUUAUCCCCAGUAUUAAUUUUAGGACUUUACAUUGCGUUUGCAUUCAUUCCCCACAGCUACAAUGCUGAGUCAUGGCUAAAUGACUAACUGAACCCCAGGACUUGUAAUUAAAAGGCACAUCAGAUCUGAUGUGUGAAUAUACUGUAGUUUAGUUUUGACACACAGACAAAUAUACCACAUGCAACCAUGUAACAUUAUCGUUCUAACCAUUUCAGUUUUAUUGUGUGGUGGACACCGUAACGUAAUUUCAAGUUACAAAUAACAGUACAAUAGAUUUUGGCUACGUUACCCACUCUACUCCCACAUAUGUAUAAAGGGAAGAAAACUUGGUGCUUGGGUGGGACAGGGGUCUAAUACGCUACCCCACGUUUGAGGCUCAGUGGUGCUACUGGCCUGGUCUUUGCCACUGCAACAGCGACUUUUACUGUUUGGUAAAGGCACAAGAGGUGGAAAGGUGCUGCGAGAGUAGCGUGGUCUUCUGUAUGCGCUUAGGCACUGUAAGAAUCUGCUGGUGUAAAGAUGCACCCAACAGCUUCAUACCCUUUAGAGGAGACUCCACUUUUGGCCAGCAGGUGGCAGAGGUCACUAUAGUACUACAGAUGAAGUAUAUCCAGAUAAGAACAAUGCAAAAAGAAGAGGGGGGACCUCAAAGGGAGAAAAUAUUGCAAUGAAAAAAAAAAAAAUGUGGAAUUGCAGAUCACUUUUAAAGAAAGUGUCAGAGAAAAAACACCUUUUAUUUUAUUCUUAACUAUCUGAAUAUAUAAACUGUCUUGCAUCAUAUUUGUGUCCAUUAAAGACCUCCAAAUGUCCAUGGCUGAUGUUCACUGGGCAUCCUGAAGACCAAACUCUAAUGUAAGAGUGAUAAAGGUGCCCUUAAGUAAUAAAAACACAAGACAUUAUUAUGCAGUUCACAGUAAAUUUAAUGAUCUACACCGUGUAACAUGUUCUUCUACUCACUGUUGGAUAAAGCGCUGAGCUUGAACAGACCUGAUGUGUAUAUGGGUGUGAAUCCAAAACUGUUUUAACACCGGCUUAAAAUUAUUAUUAUUAUUUAUUUGUUUUCAUUAACUGCUUUAUCAGGGUCGAGGUACAUCCAGUGCCACAAGGACCACUGGGCUCAAGGCAGAAAAUAUCCUGUACAGUACACCAAUUUAUCUCAGGGCAUGAUCAACCCACACACUAGACCAAUGGACAAUUUUGGAGGUGGAAAUAAAACCGUACAGAGUACACAGAGUACACUUUCUUGUAUAGAUGUGAGUAAAUAAGUGAUUGAGUGAGUAAGUGAGUGAGAACAUUACUGUAAUAGACUGCCCUCUGUCCCUGAUGUAUUCUUGCAUCGAGGGGGUUGCAGACACUGGAUUUACCACGACCCUGAUCAGGAUGGAACCACGACCCUGAUCAUGUCUGAAUGAAUGAAUGAUAGGUGUAUGUAGUUAUGAAGUAAGAAUUGGUAAAUUAUUCUUUGGUGACUUAUUCAUCAUAACUGGUCUCCACAAACACGGCUAACCAGCAUUACCGUCCUUAUUAGCAUCAGCCUUUAAUUUAGCUAUUCCCGCUAAUGCCUAACACACACACACACACAUAAUAGAACUUUAAUCCUCUUGUAUGUGAUGUAACUGUUUCAUACUUUUUGAAUGUUUUUAAGCAUCUGUGCAUGUACACAAAUAUUCUAUGUUAAAAUUUACAAUCUGUGUUUUAAUGUCAUUUUAUAUGAAGAGAUAUGAUUCUGUUUGUGUGUGUGUGUUUGCACAUGUUGAUCAACCCAGAAUUGUUACUUAUAUUACUGAAAAUGGUACAUUUGUAUUCGCUAACUAGCAUUACAGUAAGGACUGGCCAAUGGAGAAUGUUUAAUAAAUACAACAUAGCUCACUUAUAGAUUAAAUCUACACAGUAUGGAACAUCAUCUGGACACCUGACCAUGGGCUUGUUAUAUAUUUAAUAUGGAAUUGCCCCUUCCUCAUGCAGAUAUCACAGCCUCUACUUUUCUUGAAAGGGUUUCUACAAGAUUUUAGAGUGUGAUUCUGGAAUUUGUACCCAUUCAGUCAAUAGUGCUUUAUUUAAACCACAAUAAAACCUUUAUUUUUUUCA
Messenger RNA from Trichomycterus rosablanca, 6237 nucleotides. It is a transcript of the gene adamtsl4, whose product is annotated as ADAMTS-like 4. The coding region runs from base 75 to 3185 and encodes 1036 amino acids. The transcript has 17 exons. Gene Ontology annotation, cellular component: extracellular matrix. Gene Ontology annotation, biological process: proteolysis; extracellular matrix organization. Lineage: Eukaryota; Metazoa; Chordata; Actinopteri; Siluriformes; Trichomycteridae. Gene Ontology annotation, molecular function: metalloendopeptidase activity. The record is from RefSeq and is a predicted model, not a curated record.